AGUAUUUGGCAGUAUUUGGGGAGUUUUAUAAGGUAGCAAAAGAUCUUGUUCCAAAACUCUCUAAUUCUUAUGGAAAUAUCAAUGUAAAAAACUGCAACUGCAACAAAACUCUCUAAAUCCAAUCCCUUUACUGAAAUAAAACUCGCUAAUUCAUCUUCCUCCAUUACUGUUUCAAAACUCUCUAACUCCAGGCUUCAACUAGCACACUUCAAGGCAGUACUGCAACAAAACUGACUAAUUCCUAAUCAUAUGAUAGUCAUUGGCAACAUAUUCUUCAAACAGAAAGUGGGCAGUUCCUUCAAAAUAGUUAUUAUUUUGUGUUUAUAUAUUGGCUACACUGUACAGCAGUGCAUCUUGGGAAAUUGUUUGUUUACUUCAUUAGUUAUUUCUGUUUUGUACAAUAUGGCUGAUCCAGAUGUAACCUUAUUACAAAGCGGUAAUGUUGAACCAAUGCCUGACAAUUCCACGAGAAAGAGAAAAAGAAGAGUAGAUAACUGGAAGAAAACCAAGGACAAAAAGAAGAGACACUCCGCUCAAGGAUUCCCAAAUAUUCCAACUUGUGGACAUCGUGAAAGAGCUAACGGAUCCAAGCACUGUUAUGACUGUUCCCGUCUUAAUAUGCAGGACAUAAGACGUUUUCAUCAGGGGUUCUACAAAUCUUGCAAUAAAAUUGACCAAGAUCAAUUUAUACUGAGGUACGCCAAAGGAAAAGAGUUGGACUCCGCACUGUUAUGUACUUCCAACUCUGCUCCUGGUCCAGAUGACGAGCACUAUGCCAUGCUUAGACAUUUACCCUCAGAGGGUAAGGGGGCCCUCUUAGCGCUCUACAAUAGAGUGUUUGAGGAACAAACUUUCCCACUAGCAUGGCGUAAAUCGCACGUCAUCCCCUUAUACAAACCGGGACAGGACAAACUAUCUCCGUCUAGUUACCGGCCCAUCUCGCUUACCCAGCUGCCUUUCUAA
Homalodisca vitripennis (glassy-winged sharpshooter) is the source of this 963-nucleotide messenger RNA. RefSeq lists its product as uncharacterized. The transcript is spliced from 3 exons. Lineage: Eukaryota; Metazoa; Arthropoda; Insecta; Hemiptera; Cicadellidae. The coding region runs from base 250 to 963 and encodes 237 amino acids. The record is from RefSeq and is a predicted model, not a curated record.